This is a messenger RNA of Rotaria sp. Silwood2, 1359 nucleotides long. The record is from the annotation of a GenBank genome assembly. Lineage: Eukaryota; Metazoa; Rotifera; Eurotatoria; Philodinida; Philodinidae.
AAGUUUAUGAAUAGUUUGCACAGCAAUGUGCAAAAAAAUACCUAUUUCUGGUCCAAUAUUGCAGGAGAAGGCGCGAGAAAUAGCUAAGUCAUUAGAUGAUACAUUUGGUUCAUUUAAAGCAUCUAACGGAUGGUCACAAAAAUUUAGGAGAAGACAUAACAUUUCACAUCAUGUUAUUAGUGGUGAAAGUUCAUCUCUGGAUGUUCUCACUGUUUAUCAUUGGAUUCAACGAAUACCAAAAUUAAUUAAUGGAUAUGAUGCAAAAAAAUAUAUUCAGUUGUGAUGAAACUGGUCUGUUUUAUAAAGCUAUGCCUAAUAAAUCAUUAACAUUAAGUAAAGAAGAUUGUAAAGGUGAUAAAAAAAUCAAAACAUCGUUUUACUAUUUUUUUUUGGUGUUAAUGCAACUGGUGAAGAGAAACUGAAGCCUUUAAUAAUCGGUAAGAAUUAUUGUUUAGAUAUUUCUAAAUAUUAUUACAUGCUUGAAUACUUAAUAACUUUGCUUUUGAUUUUCCUCACAGGUAGAAGUUUAAGACCACGUUGCUUUAAAGACUUAAAUGUCAAUUCCGAUAGAUUGACCGACGAACAAGUCAGCGUGGAUGAAUGUCAAUUUGUUUACCGAAUGGUUAUCAAAUUUAAAUGCAUCAAUGAAAAAAAAAAAGAAAAAUCAUUUUUUUCAUUGAUAAUGCUCCAUGCCAUCCUGUUGAUAUUACUUUUUCAAACGUAAAAUUACAAUACUUUCCACCAAAUAUUACCGCAAAGCCUCAACCAUUAGAUCAAGGCAUAAUUCAAACGUUCAAAACUCAUUACAGAAAAUAUUUAGUAAAGCAUAUAAUAGAAUCCUGUGCAACAGCUCAGACACUAGAUGAUAUUAAAAUUAAAGACAAAUCAGAUGAUAAUAUAACAGCAGCAACAUCACCAUCAUCUAAUGAUCCAACAACAUCAGUAACAGAUGAUGAACAAUCUGUAGAAUCAAAAAAGUUGGAUCAUUUGUUACAAUAUGUCACAAUUGGAGGUCAAAAAAUGAGCGCAGGUGAUUUUAUUGAUAUGGAUAAAGAUGUACCUGCAUUUAAUGAAUGGUUUGAUAAUUGUGAAAAUCUGAUAGCUUGUGAUGUUAUCGAGCUACAUGAUGAUGGUGAUGACGAUGAAGAUGAAUGUAAAUCGACAGAAUCACCACCAAAAAUAACAGAAGCAAUGGAAAUGAUACGAAAACUUCAUUUGCUGGCAACAACACAACAACCACAAUUGCAUUCAUUGAUUAAUGAAAUUGAAUUUAGAUUAACUGAUAUUUAUAUUGACUCAAAAGUAAAAAGACAAACAACAUUAGAAGACUUUGAAAAAAAACUAAGUUUUGUAUUGUAA